Drosophila eugracilis is the source of this 2352-nucleotide messenger RNA. RefSeq names its product zinc finger protein 883-like. The transcript has 2 exons. Gene Ontology annotation, molecular function: zinc ion binding. The record is from RefSeq and is a predicted model, not a curated record. Lineage: Eukaryota; Metazoa; Arthropoda; Insecta; Diptera; Drosophilidae. Bases 428 to 2173 code for a protein of 581 amino acids. Gene Ontology annotation, cellular component: nucleus.
AAUUAUUUUUAUUUCAUGAAAAAUGUUUUUGUUCUAACGUUGUUGUCAUUUGAAUUGUACUAAAUGUUCGCGGUCUAAAGUUUAAAUUAUCGAGUAGUCGAUAAAUUUCGGUGGAGCUACAUAUGAUUUUGCGCUUAACAGCACCAUUACAUAUCACAGGGUGACUAGAGUAAUUACAUUAUGGAUAAUGGAUAAAAUUAAAGACAUGCAGACGAAGAAUCUACAAGAAAGUUAAAAACGAAUUGUCUUGAUAUUGCGAAUAUAUUUAACCACCAAUUUAUUAAGAAUCCUAUGGAUGAUGCCACGUAUCGUCAGAAAUUUCAUAGGAAGUAUCUUCAAUGCGUUGAAAUAAUUCCGCAUUAUCUACAAGUGGGAGGGUGACCUCCGCAAAGAAACCUCAUACGUAAGGGCUUCUUAAUUAUUCGUCAUGACCACAGCAAUGAAAGAUGUAUGUCGAGUUUGUCUGGAAAACUACGAGAGCAUGAUCAAUAUAUUCGAAGGAACAGAAGGAUGCGGGCUAUCCAUUCCAGAGAUGAUUGCCCAGUGGUCUGGUCAUCAAGUUGAGAAAGGUGAUUUGCUUCCGGAAAACAUUUGCCUUACUUGCCUAGAAGACGCUCUUAUUUCCUUCCAAAUUAAAAAGCCUAACGAAAUUGACCACCAGAUCGUAUGCAAAAUUCAAAAAUUUCAGAGUAUCCAGGAGGAUAAAAUAUCGGACUUUGAAAGUCAGAAAUCAAGCGACAGCAGAGAAUUGAAGUAUGAAAUUGAAGAUGUGACAUUUGGAGAACCUGUACAGUUCUACAUAUUCGAGGAUGAGAUAUCAGUCAGUGAUUCUGACCAAUCAAACUGCCAUAUUAAAAAGAAAAAUAAUGGAGACAUGCCAGUCGAUCAAAUAGACCGAAUCCAUAGCAAUAAUCAAAACGAAGAAAUGGGAGAGAUAUUAUCCAGUGAUAGUGCACAAUCCAUAUCCAAUACUGAAAAUUUUGACAAUGCUUAUUACGACCGUAAUAACGAUGAGAAUCUGAGUAACAAUCAACUUGCUCUGAUAUGUUCUUAUUGUCCGACGUCUUUUUCCCAAAGUGGGAGUCUUCAAGCUCAUAUGCUAAAUAAUCACCCAGAGCACAUUGAAACAUUGCCGGCAAAACGGAUUUAUAAGUGUUCCUACUGUCCAAAGAUAUGUUUAAAACCAUCUUCUCUACGGUCUCACGUACUAAUUCAUACAAAUGAGAAACUUUAUAAAUGUAAGCUUUGCAACAAUUCAUUUUUUUCCAAGUCCCGUUUAAAAGUGCACGAAAAGAUUCACACUGGAGAACGACCGUAUAAGUGUCCCCAUUGUCCAAAGUAUUUUCCAUGUAAUUCUGCACUCAACCGACAUGUCCAAAUACAUAACGAAAACCGACCGUAUAAAUGCAAUCAAUGCCCAAAGUGUUUUAAGUACAUACAUCUUCUUAAUGUCCACCUCAAAACUCACAUGAUAGGGGCGACGUACAAGUGCUCUUUUUGCCCUAAAACUUUUAGCCAACUUUCGGAUACUAAGCGGCACAUGGAAAGCGCCCAUAAAGAGUUACAGACUUUUCAGUGCCUGCAUUGCGAAAAGAUAUAUACAAAAAAGAAACAAUUAACCAGACACAUCCAAACUCACAUAGGGGAAAAAUUGUUUAAAUGUGACGUUUGUUCAAAAUCUUUUAAGUGUAAAUCUUAUGUAUGGAAACAUAUGAGUGUUCACAUGGAGAAGAGGCCUUAUAAAUGCGAUAUUUGCAAUAAGUCUUUUAAGCGAUCAAGUCAUCUCAAACGACACCACCAGCUUCACAACGAAGAAAGACCAUUUAAAUGUGAUUAUUGUCCAAAGACAUUUAAACAUAAAGAUAAUGCUACGGUUCACAUCCGUAUUCACACGGGAGAACUUCCUUAUACGUGUUCCUAUUGCCAAAAGGGCUUUAAGCAACGCACCCAACUUGAACGACACAUUCGGACUCACACAGGAGAGAAAUUUAAGUGCGAUUAUUGCCCAAAGACCUAUAUAGAUCACUCAUCGAUUACAUCGCACUUACGGACUCAUACAGGGGAACGACCAUAUCAAUGCACCCACUGCUCCAAGUCUUUUUCGCGAACAUCCUCUCUACAAGCACACAUCCGUAGUCAUACAAGAAAAUUGGAAACUGAAGCUAUUGUGUAAAACACAAACCAAAGUUAUUAUACUAUAAAAGACCUAUUAGUUUAUGACUGUCACUAGUUUACGAAUUAUGUUUUUUAAAUGAGUUGAAACAUUCCAUAUAUCUAAAAUAAAAUGUAAGAAUUUGGUUAUUAAUAUUGUGAAUAGCUAAAUAAUAAAUAAAUUAAUGAUCUAUCAAAAAA